AGUUCCCUUACACCAGUUCCUUCAUGUGAGAGCUACAAUACAGAAGUGCUCUGUAGCGGAGCAACAUAACUGCCUCAGUCCUGUCCCCAAGCUUAGCAAGCCUAUCCAUGACCUGUGGACAAGGACCUUUGUGCCAUGAAAUGCCUAUGAAAACUGCCCUGUCCCACACAGUGAAGAUCCAGCUAUGGACCAGCAGGUCAGGAUUCUGAGAAGCUUCCUGGAUGACCUGGAAAGACAGGAGGCUGCGGCUGAGGAGGCACCUAACGGCAUUGCUGGGGAGUUUGUGAGGUUGAAAAGUCAGUCAACAAAGUACCGAACGGACAAGACGUAUCCUAGCAAAACAGCAGAAAAGCAGGAAAACAUCAAGAAGAACCGAUACAAGGACAUUCUUCCCUUUGACCACACCAGAGUAAAGCUUACUCUUGUCACAUCAAAAAAUGACACAGACUACAUCAACGCCAGUUUCCUCAAGGGAGUGUCAAACUCCAGGGCUUACAUUGCUACUCAGGGUCCUCUGCCCCACACAGUAGUGGACUUCUUGAGGAUGCUUUGGGAGUACAAGAUAGAGGUUGUCGUGAUGGCCUGUCGAGAGUUUGAGAUGGGAAAGAAAAAGUGUGAGGUUUACUGGCCACAAAAACAUGAGGAGCCGUUCGUUUGUGAGCCUUUUAAAGUUUACUGUGACUCUGAAGAAAGCAAAGGAGACUAUCUGACCAGGACCCUAAGGUUGACCUAUCACAAUAGUUCCCGAACCUUGAAACAGUUGCACUAUGUCAACUGGCCAGAUCAUGGAGUACCGGACUCCAUCCCUCCCAUUCUGGACAUGUUGCGUGAGAUGCGCUCUUAUCAAGCCCAUGAUGACAUCCCUAUUUGCAUCCACUGCAGUGCUGGCUGUGGUAGAACAGGAGCCUUGUGUGUCAUUGAUUAUACUUGGAACCUCCUAAAGAAACAGAUGAUCACUUCAGAUUUCAGCAUCUACGAUUUAGUUCAAAGCAUGAGAACCCAGAGGCCAUCUUUAGUUCAAACCAAGGAACAAUAUGACCUUGUCUACAGAACCAUCAAGUUACUAUUUCAGAGAUAUUUGCAGUCUGUAGAUGAACAGACUUUCCAAAACGAGGUCUCUGAGGUCUUUAUCCCAGGUGAGGAGUCUGGUUUCCUGCCACAAUUUCAGUAUCUGCUUGACGAGGAACGGGCCUUCCUACCACAGUACAACAGUCCUUUGGCUUCUUCAGAAAACCUACUUUUCUUGAACGCCAAGGACAUGCACACAGACCAGCAACAAUGGCAUCUGUUCCAGACCGCUCCUGAGUCAAUUCCCCAGGACCUGAAUGAAGGACCCUGGAUGGUGCAUGCAAAUCAGAGAAUUCCUUCAGCAGAAGAAUUGAUUGCAAAGAGUGAUAGUGUACCAUCACUGAUCCGUCAGCCUUCACCAGAUAUAGCAGCAGCCAUUUGUUCAAUGGUGGAGGACCCCUACUUUGACACUGGUUUGAGUUCUCCAUCAUCAGAUGGGGGACUCAUGGGUGCUGCUGAGGAGACCACAGAAUGGACAUUUAGCCCUCUUUUCAGUGCACCCUCAUUAUUUUUGAAUGACCACACUCUGGAGGCCAACUCGCCUGCUUCAGACACCGGUGAAGUCUGUACUUCCGGAGAAGACCCUCCUCCACUACCUGAACGAACCCCAGAAUCCUACAUGCUGGCUGUGGAUACAGAGGUAUCUGACCCUUUUGAAAGGUUAUUAGUUAUUCCACACGAUGCUGCUGCUGAUGCACUUACAGAAAUUAGUGGCAGUCCCCCCUCACCUGCACCCCCACUUCCAGAAAGAACCCCUGAAUCUUUUGAGCUGGCUAUUGAUCAGGCUCCCGUGGAGCAGAAAUUAGAGGUCAUACCAGCAGUCGCACCAGCGGUGAACCUGAAUGUAAUAGGAAUGUCUUCAGAAUGGUUUGGCAACUCAAAUCUUGGAGCCACUACAUUUCAGAAUGAGAGGAAAUCUUUUGAGAGGAGUAAGAGUCUGAAAGUGAAAAUGACCUUCACAGGACCAGUAAAUGAUCCUGACCUUUCUUCAAAUUGUACUUACUCUCCGUCUAUGGAGCCGCUAUCUCUCACACAGCCUGCCAAAGCCGAGCGCAGUCUGACACCUCCCCUUCCAGAGAGAACUCGACAGUCCUUCAUCCUCGCCACGGAAGAAAUUCAUGAGCCAACCGCCAUUUGCCCGCAACCGUUAGAAAUAGCGCACCCCUCAACAAGGGUGGGUAUAUCAUCUGAGUGGGAUGGCACUUCUCAGCCCAAGAAUUUCCACGAUGCUGUCAUGAGCAGGAGCAAGAGUGUUCGACCUAAAAGUUCAAGACAAGUUUAUCAUUGUGUUUCCACUGCAGAGCCCCCAACUGCAGUUCAGCCGAUCGCUCCACCUACUGUGUUUGUAGCUGAAGGAGGAAGUGCUCAAGCGGAACACUGUGAUGUGAACCGCAGAGCCUCCCUGAACAACGAGAAAUCAGAAAACAAAUCAGACAAAAACAGCGAAAAGGCCAUGAGUAGAACAAAGAGUCUAAGAUUUUUUAAACACAAACAAAGACCAAAAACUGCUCCUCCACUGCCUCCUACUCAACCUGGAACAUCAUCUCAACCAUGCAGUGUUUUUUCAGUGUUCAAGUUUGGAUUUGGAAACCGUUUUGGAAAGCCAAAAGGCCCCAGGAAAUAUCCUGACACUUGGGUCUGACUUCUCUGGAAACAUAAAAAGUAGAAGUGUUUUUUAUGAUGGUCACAGUGACACAUUGCAUUGCUAGAAGAUUUGCAUCACUGCCUCAGGACUAAGUGGCGAUCAAACAAGCACCAGCACUAUAGCACCCCCAACAGGGAAGUCUUGUUACCUGAAUAUGUUACGUACGAUUUAUGAACAAAAAUGGAUUUUAAUUAAAAAACAGUAGCUUUAAAAGAAAAACAUGGACAGCCACUAAGAUGAAUGACUUGAAAGUUCAAACUCAGGAAUGCUAGUCUUUACAAUAACUUGCGUGCAGAAGUAAGCAGUGAGAAGUUUUAACACUUCUUGCAUUAAAGCUCAAAGCAAUGCUGUCAUGCAAGAAAUAUAUUUUGAUAUGUGCCUUUAUGCUUUCAGCAUAACAUUUGAAAACGGGUAUGCUACUUUGUGUUCAUUACUUGACUUUUUCUGUGAAAUAGAGCUCAUUACUCAAUGUCUGUUUGCUAUAUUUGACGUGACCACCUGCAGUUUUUAAACAUUUUAAAAACUACUAACACCACCUUAAAAGACAUGUCCGGUUAAUGGAGCAUUGAAUAUGCAUAUUUAAUAUGCCUAUGUUGCAACUGUAAAGCUUAACUAUAUUACAUACACUGGUUACACACAAAUUAUUUAUUAAAAAAUAUUGACAGUAUGCAUUCUAAUUGUGUUUUUUCCCUCUUGUUUAACAAGACUAGAUCCCAUUACAAACAACAGAAAUCCAUGUUUCUGGCACACAGAGCAUGGCAACAUGAAAUAACAAAAGCCUGAUAUGACAGGGCUGUGAUGGGGUGUUUUUUUUCUACAUCGAUUUAUUAAGUUAAGACCACGUGAAAGCCACAUUUCUGACAAAAGAAAAAGCCAUUUUUCUUCCUAGUUUGGAUUAUGAAAGGCCUAAUUUUCUAUAAAACUAUGAUGCUAUUAUUAUUUGCUUUUGGAUAUCAUGCAAAUGUAAAAUGGAUCAUGUGAGCAACAUUUUUUUUUAAAAUAACAAAAACAUGGUACACUAUGGCUGUUUAGCCUCUCCCCAUUUUACCAUCCUACUCAACAAAUAAACCUUGCAGGUUUAAAUGAGGCUUACUAUAUACAGUAACAAGGCACUAAGAUGUAGUCAGUGAUAUAGCAAAGGCAGCAAAACACCAUCACUUCCUUCACACAGGAACAAAAUUUAGAAGACAACAGAAUGAAGGUCUCUCUGAGACUCGGUCGUACUCUAAAACUUGAUCAAAGCUACGACGCUAUACGCCUAUUAGCCACAGCAUUAAAGAGACGCAAAGAAAUAACACUGACUGUUGGACUUUGAGGAAAUAAUUCUGGUAUUCAUGUGGAUGGUACCACUCCAAAAAAAGCUGCAUGGGCCUCCCUGAGCAGAACCCUGACACAACACAAAAAGUGCUCAGGAAUGGCUGAACAGACUAAAAUGCCCAAGGCAUCGACUGGGCCUCAAAACUCUGGUUUUAGUAUAAUCGUGCAUUUAUGAGAUGCAAUACUCUGAUCCCCAGAGACCACAGACACAGACCCUUUGGGAUUGCUGACAGUGCUGUGCCAGGAGUUGCAUACUAUGAGGCAAGUAGUUCUAAUGUUGUGACAGAUAGCAGUAUUUUUGGACAAACCUUGUGCAGGCGGGGGGCGGGGCUUACACUUUCUGAAGCCACAUAGUUGCAACCAUGUCAAACUCACUACAAAGUGCCUUCUUCAGCAUAAUGACAUUAUCAGCUAACAAUAAGAGUGUGAAUGGAAUUUUAAUUAAACUGAGACUGAAAGACAGCUGCAACAUAUUCCCAGCAAUAACAACAUAAUAUUUACAUUCCAAAUUCUGAAUACAAACUCCACACAUGAAGAAAAGAGCCAAAUUGUUAUUGCUAAGCGCAAUAAAUGUGAUUCUUUAGUCAUUUAGAAGUGCUUUUACAAUUAGGUCAUAAUCUUAAAUACUCAUCACUGGUUAUAAACCUGUGUUUAUAUGUUAAGCUCGAUCUUAAGAAAAUAAAUAAAUAUCAAAAAACUAUAUUAACAGUAAGAAAAAGGCCCUGUAUAAAAUGGUAUUUAAAUAAAGAACUGCCCAAACUUCAACUUAUGAAGCAGACGAGUAAGUGCUUGUAAUAUAUUUAGACAAUAUAGUGUAUGUUGCUUAGUUUAAAGGAAAUUAUACUCAAGUUUAAAAGAUGGCAUUUGAAAAUAAUCCAAAGUAAUAGCUAAUUAUUAUUUCCAUAGGCAUGAUGAAUGUAAAAAGUCCAAUUCUUCCCAAGCUUUUAAAUCAAAUAAAGGCCUGGCAGCACUUUGACAACUCAGUCUAUCAAUGAGAAGCCACAGUAUUCUUAAGGUAACAUUAGUUCACUUUGCAUCGGUCACUGAAACUAAUAAAAAAAAUAUCAGUAUCAUGCUUCUAUACUUACAUUUUUUAAGCUUCUAAAUCGAUCCACAAGCAUUUUGCGACUUCAAUUCUUCCAUGAUAUGGAAGCUAAACCAGCUAAACAUUCAACAUAUAUUAAAACAUGUGCAUGUGACAAAUUAUGUCAGUCUAAAAAAUAAUAGUUUCUAUACAUCAUACACAGCUUCUGAAUAAAACAGUGGAGAGUUACAGUGAAUGUGAGAGCAAUAUAAAAUAAGAAAUUGUAUUAUACAAUCCCAUUAAAUGAUGUAAUUGGACUUAGGGGAAAAAAUGUGACUACAUCAUAAACAACAUUUGAAGAUUAAAAACAAAA
Molecule: messenger RNA, 5427 nt
Organism: Pelmatolapia mariae (spotted tilapia)
Lineage: Eukaryota; Metazoa; Chordata; Actinopteri; Cichliformes; Cichlidae
Gene: ptpn22
Product: protein tyrosine phosphatase non-receptor type 22
Exons: 26
Coding region: 185-2710 (841 amino acids)
Biological process (GO): peptidyl-tyrosine dephosphorylation
Cellular component (GO): cytoplasm; nucleus
Molecular function (GO): non-membrane spanning protein tyrosine phosphatase activity
Source: RefSeq, a predicted model, not a curated record